Messenger RNA from Solanum tuberosum (potato), 567 nucleotides. Its product is annotated as serine decarboxylase-like. The annotation marks the transcript as partial. Gene Ontology annotation, molecular function: carboxy-lyase activity. The record is from RefSeq and is a predicted model, not a curated record. The transcript has a single exon. NCBI's taxonomy places the organism in Eukaryota, Viridiplantae, Streptophyta, Magnoliopsida, Solanales, Solanaceae.
AAAAUUACCUUCAAGAAGCCAAUUGGAAGUGUAAGUGUCUCUGGCCACAAAUUUUUGGGAUGUCCAAUGCCUUGUGGCAUACAAAUAGCAAGAAAAAAGCACGUUGACAUACUCUCAAGAAAUAUUGAGUAUAUUGCUUCAAUAGAUGCCACAAUUUCUGGUAGUCGAGGUGGUCAUGCACCAAUUUUCUUAUGGUAUAGUUUGAGCAAAAAAUGUCACACUACACUUCAAGACGAUGCUAAAAGGUGCAUACAAAAUGCUCGUUAUUUAAAAGAUAGCCUUCGAAAUUCAGGAAUAAGCGCGAUGCUGAAUGAACAUAGCAUCACGGUUGUUUUUGAGAGACCAUUGGAACAAGAGUUUAUUCAUAAAUGGCAACUUUCAUGUGAAAGAGACAUGACACAUGUGGUUGUUAUGCCUGGUGUUACUACUCAAAUGCUUGACAAUUUUGUAAGUGAAUUUGCUAAGAAAAGGUUGAUUUGGUACCAAGAUGGAAAUAAGGUUCAACCACCUUGUCUUGCAAAUGACAUAGGCAUGCAUAAUUGUGUUUGUCCUCAUCACAAAAAUUGA